Messenger RNA from Drosophila gunungcola (fruit fly), 2072 nucleotides. Its product is annotated as protein argonaute-3. Lineage: Eukaryota; Metazoa; Arthropoda; Insecta; Diptera; Drosophilidae. The record is from RefSeq and is a predicted model, not a curated record. The transcript has 5 exons. The coding region runs from base 204 to 2072 and encodes 622 amino acids. Gene Ontology annotation, cellular component: P granule. Gene Ontology annotation, molecular function: protein binding; piRNA binding. Gene Ontology annotation, biological process: regulatory ncRNA-mediated gene silencing.
AAUUUAAAGGUUCACAUACUUACAAAAAAUAAUGAAAAUAAAAUUUGAAUUGUAAUUUAAUAAAAAAAAUAUUUUUUGUCAAACCCCGGUUCGGACAUAAACCCUUUUGCAACAUUUCAACGAACCGAGUAUGUCAGGCAGGGGAAAUUUGCUGAGUUUAUUCAAUCAAGAGACUCGCACAUCGGAAAUUUCAUCUACAAGUGAUGAUCAUGAAAUCGACAGUGGCUUGGACGUGGACCAUUCUGGAUCAACACUUAAACAUUUCGGUCGGUCGUGGGCGUGCCCAGCUUAUAAAUACGUUAAAAAGAGACGAAACCACAUUAGGAGAAAUCAUUCCUAAUGAUUAUAUGUUACAAUUAAAAGAUAGUGUUGAAACAAAUUUUAAAUCAACGGAAUUGGAGCCAAGUACUGCCAAAAAUGAUUUUUUUUAUCCCAGUUCAGUUCACGGAUCAAAAGGUUCAUCUGUAAAUUUAUCUUGUAAUUACUUAGAGCUUACGACGGAUAAAUCAAAAGGGGUUUUUAAUUACGAAGUGCGUUUUUUUCCACCUGUGGAUUCUGUUCAUUUAAGAUUAAAAAUUUUAAACGAUCAUAAUGAUAAGCUCGGAGGAACCAAAACAUUCGACGGAAACACCUUAUAUUUACCAAUCUUGUUACCAAAUCAGAUGACCGUUUUUGUUUCAAAGGUGGAAAACGUUGAAUUGCAGAUUCGUAUUUUGUUCAAAAAAAAGGAGGCUCUUGCGAAUUGCACUCAUUUAUAUAAUGUUUUAUUUGAUAGGGUCAUGAAAACAUUAAAUUAUGUAAAAUUUGAUCGGAAACAAUUUGACCCCUCUCGUCCAAAAAUUAUACCGUUGGCAAAGCUAGAAGUUUGGCCAGGCUAUGUUACAGCCGUAGAUGAACACGAAGGUGGUUUAAUGCUUUGCUGUGACGUUUCACAUCGAAUACUAUGUCAAAAAACAGUUUUAGAAAUGCUGGUGGAUAUAUACAAGCAAAACGCACACCAUUAUCAAGAAUGCGCUAAAAAGACGUUGAUUGGAAAUAUAGUCUUAACAAGAUAUAAUAAUCGUACUUAUAAAAUAAAUGAGAUUUGCUUCGAUCAAAGUCCGAAGUCUGAGUUUCUUGCCAAAACUGGAGCCACAAGUUAUAUAGAAUAUUACAAACAAUAUCACAACAUAAACAUAAUAGAUAUUAAUCAACCAUUGCUUCUAAGUAUAAAGAAAUCAAGAACAAGCAUUGAAGACAACGAAAGCAUACAGUUCUGUUUAAUUCCUGAACUGUGUUAUCUUACCGGACUUCGAGAUGAUAUUCGUUCAGAUCAUAAACUUAUGCGUGAAAUCGCAACAUUUACAAGAGUGUCACCAAAUCAACGGCAACUGGCGUUAAACAAGUUUUACGACAAUGUUUCCAAAACUACUGCUGCUCGAGAUAUUCUGAACAGUUGGGGUCUUUCACUUACCAAAAAUUUAAACAAGCUAAAAGGACGACAAAUGGACGCAGAACCAAUUUAUUUUUUAAAAACGUCUGUGUCAGCAGGAAAAAAUGCAGAGUUUUCCAAACACGCUGUCAGCAAUGAAAUGUUGGAAGUAAUCCACUUAAAUAAAUGGAUAAUAAUACAUUUGAGGAAUGAUACACCAGCUGCAACCAACCUGCUUGAUAAUAUGAAACAAUGUUGUAAGCCACUCGGCAUGAAUGUUGCUAAACCAACAAUGAUUUCUUUAGACUGUGAUCGAGCCGAUGCAUAUAUUCAAGCUUUACGGCGAAAUAUAGCUAUAGAUUCACAAAUUGUCGUCUGUAUUUGUCAUAACAAUAGAGACGAUCGAUAUUCUGCCGUAAAAAAAAUUUGUUGCUCGGAAUUACCAACACCAUCACAGGUUAUAAAUGCAAAGACCUUAUUAAAUGAAUCGAAAAAUCGCUCUGUUGUACAAAAAAUUGUGUUACAAAUGAACUGUAAAAUUGGUGGAUCGUUAUGGACGGUCAAAAUACCCUUUAAAAAUGUAAUGGUUUGCGGUAUCGACUCCUAUCAUGACUCAUCCAACCGGGGAAAUUCUGUUGCUGGUAAGAUUAUGAAAUCGUAG